AUGAAACGGAUCUACCUGCUGCUCUGCCUGAGCCUACUGACCUCCAAUGUUGCGCACGCCGCCAAUCUGCGACGCAUCGACCUCAGCCAGCUGACACAAUCGUCCAGCACACAGACGCAGCAGCAGUUGCGCGAUCUCAGCAUUAGCAGCGGCAAUGGCGAUGAUUCCGGCGAACGAGAUCUAACCACCAUAUCGCCCAAUUCCAGUGAGGACUAUGAUAGCCGGCCACAGUACAGCUUUGCCUACGAUGUGCGGGACACGCUUACCGGCGAUGAUAAGCAGCAGGAGGAGAAACGCGACGGGGAUGUAGUGCAGGGUCAGUAUUCGCUCAUCGAACCUGAUGGCACGCGACGCAUUGUGGAGUACACAGCCGAUGACAUAAGCGGUUUCAAUGCCAUCGUCUCCAAGCAACGUUUGGACGAACAGCAACGCGGUGAAAGGCUUUCAUCAGCCACCUCCACGCGCUACAAUAGUCUGGAGGAGCUGCAAUCACGACUCACCGCUCAGGCCAUAGCCGAGGUUCAGGCCAUAGCUGAUGCCCAGGCCCAAUCGCAGUUGCAGGCUGAGGCGCAGUUGCGGCGCGAGUCCGAGACACAGGCCCGCUCGCAGGCCCAACAGCUGAUGGAGCAACUGCAGCAGCAGGUGCAGCAAACAACACAGCUGCGUCAGCAACAGGAGCAACAGCGACUGCAGCAGGAGCAGCAGCUUCGUGAGCUCCAGCGCGUGCAGGAGCAGCAGGAGAGGCAGCAGCGGGUGCGAGAACAGCAGCAACGGGAAAGGGAGCGGGAACAGCGCGAAAGGGAGGAACAACAACGCCAGCGCGAGCGAGACCAACAGCUGCGCGAAAGGGAGCAACAGCUGCGCGAAAGAGGUCGUGACAGUGAACGCCGCAAUCAGCGCCUGCGUACGCAGCAAACCUUGGAUCGUCUGAGCAACGAACAGACCCUAUUGCUGGCUCAGAGUCUGCCUAGUCAGUUGCUUGGCCAGACCGUACAGGCAUCCAUUGUCUCGCAUCCACCCACACUGCUCUCCCGUCUAACGCCAGCCUCGACCAGCUCCACGACGACCUUGCUUACCCGUGAACGUGAUCUGGAUGCCUGGCGCAGCUCUCUUCGUGAUGGUCCCACCGCUCGUCUGUCCAUCGAACGCACUGGAUCCACGCCGCUGAUUGUCACCCAGCCCUCCAGCGCCUCGGUUCAGGCUCAACUCAUUAGCUCGCCGCUAUUGCUCAAUUCAGCCAACUUGAAUGGACUGAUUACCACGCGUUUGAAUGGCAAUGCGGCACGAAGCGGCACUGCCCUUAGCUGGUCUGACGGCAGGCGUCUGUUGGGUAACGAUAUAUUGGUGUUAGACCGACUCGAUGAUGCCGAACGACGCCGAGAGGACAUCAGGCGCGAUGAGAACCGCAGGGACGAGACGCGUAGGGAUGAACUGCGUCGCGCAGAGAGUGAGGAACGCUCCAGCAGCAUUGAGCGCAACAGCGGUGCCAGCCGUCUCAUUGACAACCGCAGCCAGUGGUAA
Molecule: messenger RNA, 1521 nt
Organism: Scaptodrosophila lebanonensis
Lineage: Eukaryota; Metazoa; Arthropoda; Insecta; Diptera; Drosophilidae
Product: bromodomain-containing protein DDB_G0280777
Exons: 2
Coding region: 1-1521 (506 amino acids)
Cellular component (GO): extracellular matrix
Source: RefSeq, a predicted model, not a curated record